Messenger RNA from Funneliformis geosporum, 2262 nucleotides. NCBI's taxonomy places the organism in Eukaryota, Fungi, Glomeromycota, Glomeromycetes, Glomerales, Glomeraceae. The record is from the annotation of a GenBank genome assembly.
AUGUAUUAUAAUUAUUUUCCGACGAAAAAAUUUCAAAUUUAUCAAAUAUUUUCGUCAAACACUAAUUUGGGUAAAACGAUAUUUUCGACAGGAUUGAUAAGAGCUUCAAUAAUAAAAUCUCAAAGGAACAAAAAUCAUUAUUAUUUAAAACCAAUUCAAACGGGAUAUCCAAAAGAUGAUGAUUUACGAUUUGUGAAAACAUAUCUUCCCGAAAAGUUUAAUAACUUAAUUAAACUUGAGUCAUUGUAUAAAUACGAAAAAGCGGUUUCAUCACAUUUAGCGACUAAUAACCCGAUACCUAAAGAUGAAGAUGUAUUAAACAAAAUAAAGGGAACCAUAUCGGAAUCUUAUAAUGAAUCAUUGAAAGAUGGAGGGAGGUUAUUUUUGGAAACAGCUGGCGGUGUAAAUAGUCCGAUCAUGUCAGGUACCAUACAAUCGGAGUUUUAUCGAGCAUUGAGGUUACCGAUAGUUUUAGUGGGAGAUAGUAAUUUAGGGGGAAUAAGUACGACAAUAUCGUCAUAUGAAUCAUUAACGCUAAGAGGAUAUGACAUCCCAACCUUACUAUUAUUUAAUAAUGAAAGAUAUAAUAACCAUUUAUUCAUUGAAAAAUAUUUUAAUGAGAAUCAAAAUUCGUCUAUUAUCACGCCUAAAAUAUUUACCAUUUCAUUACCACCACCAAAAGCGGAAAAUGAUUUAUCAGAUGUCAAAGAGUUAAAAGCAUAUUUUGAUUCAAAUGAUGAAAAAUUUCAAGCCAUAAUUAGUACAUUAGAGGAAUGGCAUGACAAUAGGUUUAGUAGACUGGAUGAAAUGGAAGAAAAAGCAAAGGAAAUGGUUUGGUGGCCAUUCACUCAACACAAUAUCGUUGAUGGGGUUAACGUAAUUGAUUCUGCUUAUAAAGAUUUAUUAAUAAGUUACAAGGAUGAUUCUAAUUUAGUAGAGACAUUUGAUGGAUCCGCAAGUUGGUGGACGCAGGGAUUGGGUCAUGGAAAUUCUAAAUUAUCGUUGACGGCAUCGUAUGCAUCAGGCAGAUACGGUCACAUAUUAUUUCCCGAAUCGAUUCAUGAACCUUCUUUAUCAUUAUCGGAAUCUUUGCUUGAUGGGGUAGGGAAAAAUUGGGCCAACAGAGUAUUUUAUUCUGAUAAUGGAAGUACCGCCAUGGAAGUUGCUUUAAAGAUGGCAUUAACCGAAAAGCAACCUGGAGAUGGGAAGGAAUUAUUGAUAUUGGGUUUGGAAGGAAGUUAUCAUGGUGAUACGAUUGGAGUGAUGAAUGCGAGUAUUCCUAGUAUUUAUAAUAAACGCGUUAAUUGGUAUUCUCCGAAAGGUGUUUGGUUUUCCCCCCCACAAAUAUUAAUGAAAGAUAAUACAUACAGAAUAUUUACCAAUGGUGAUGAAGUUGGUAGGUUUGAUUCAUUGUCAGAGAUAUUUAGUGAGAGUCGAGUCGAAAAGGAUCGAUUGUCAUAUCAUUACAAGCAAAAGAUCGAAAAACAAAUACUUGAUCAUUUGAAUCAAGGUGACCAAUUUGGAGCAUUGAUAAUGGAACCAAUAGUGAUGGGUGCUGGAGGAAUGAUAUUCGUUGAUCCAUUAUAUCAAAAUCAAUUGAUUAAAUCUGUUCGUUCGAUGCUCAAUAUUCCAAUAAUAUUUGAUGAAGUAUUCACAGGAUUUUGGCGAUUGGGUAGACAGUCUGGUGCCGAAUAUUUAAAUGUUAAUCCAGACAUCGCGGCUUACGCAAAGUUAUUAACCGGCGGAUUAUGUCCUUUGGCGGUUACUUUGACUAAUGAACAGAUAUUUGACAAAUUUCUUGGUAACACAAAAGUUGAUGCCUUACUUCACGGUCAUUCGUAUACAGCACAUCCUAUCGGUUGUUUGGUUGCAAAUACUUCGAUCAAUGAAUAUAUUGAUCUGUUCAAAAAUGUUUGGAAUAAAUCAAGAGAGGAGUGGGGCGAUUCAGACAACGAAAUCUUUAGUGUAUGGAGCAAAAGUAGUGUGAAAAAACUUUCUUGUUUACCAAAUGUUAAUGGUGUAUUUGCAUUGGGUACCAUAUUAUCUAUUGAAUUAAAUGAUAAAAGUGGUGGUGGUUAUGGUUCUAAUGUUGCCAAACUUUUUACCGAGAAACUUUCCCACGUUGAACGUAAUUCUAUCGAUGAUUUUGGCAUUAAAACUAGACCUUUGGGUAACGUCGUUUAUAUCAUGUCCUCAUUAAUAUCCGAUGAAAAAUCCAUUAGAAAUAUAGAAAAGAAAAUAAUAAAUUGUUUAAGCGAAUAA